Messenger RNA from Adineta ricciae, 381 nucleotides. The record is from the annotation of a GenBank genome assembly. Lineage: Eukaryota; Metazoa; Rotifera; Eurotatoria; Adinetida; Adinetidae.
AUGAAACCCCAUAAGUUUUUGCAUUUUGCUACGGAACCUGUUUUUGAUAAGAAACCAAAAUCAAAUCAAAAGACAAUUCUAUCAAUUAAACGAUCUGCAUUACCACUUGUACCUGCUUAUUGUAUUACAACACAUAAAAGUCAAGGUCAAACAUUGAGCAAAGUGGUUAUCGAUUUAAAAUUACCAAAUGAAACUGAUGAUAUUGCAGCAGUCUACGUACCACUAGCUCGUGUGAAACGUUUGCUUGAUUUAGCAAUUCUACGACCAUUUGAUUAUAAAGUUUUCCUGAUGAAACCAUCUAAAUCUCAAAUUACUGAAAUGGAAAGAUUGGAUCAGCUAUUUUUGAAUAUACGAUCACGUUUUCCGGAAUGGUUUCAUUGA